AUGUCACUGUCGUUGGAGACAAGCGCCGGAUAUAUAGACUCAGAAUACAGCGACUUUGAACAUGUGGAUCCCUUGUCUACAAUCGGGAGAUCUUCACCUAAAUUUGGCAGAGAUGACAUGAAGUACCUCGCCGAUCGCAAUGUCACACCGGGAUUACUACGCGACACAGAGACCAUUUCCGAGAAGCAACCGCAAAACUCCGAACGUGACGGUUUUACAUUAAGCCAUUGCUAUGUAGAGCAUCAAAGAUCCAAUCCUUUCAAUUCCGAACUGCGCCUCUCAAGGAGAGAUGGUAGCAUUUCGUCUAACAGAGAGACGAACGUGGAGUUUUGUUCGGACGAAUCGUGUAGAGCUGACACAGUCAACAAUGAGUUCAAGUGGUGGUGUGAUGAACAGGAAGCAUCAGACUUUUCGCUGGCAAACACGGGCGAAGAUGUAACACCCAUAAAAUUCGAACCAGUUACCCCAAUUGAGGAACGUAAAAUACUAAAUGCGCUUCAGGCAGUACAACUGGGCAAUCCACAACAGAUGAGUGACAGGACUCGGUGUGGUUCCACUUCGUCAGACGAUUGCGAAUCUAAUGAAAGUCUCUGUUCUGCCAUCAGUUCGCCGAGGGGAAUACCUGAGGCUCAAGAGGAGGAAUGGUCCAGUUUUAUGAAACCUGCGGACUCCGAUCUGGAGAUAGAUUUGCUUAAAGAGCAAAUUUUACAUAGGUUGGGUCUCAAACUUACGAAUGUCAGAAGUCAGGGGCCCUUGGAAAAGCAAGCGAACAGAAAAUGUGACGCCGGGUCACAAACGAGUGAGGACGGAUAUGCGUUUGCUUAUAAAGAUUACGAAAUUGUUUGGUUAAGGAAUGUUAAUGGGAUGCUUACGAAACAGUUUAUCGAGCUCAUUAGCGGAGGUAAGCUUAUGGCGUACAAGACAGAUCAGAGAUUCAUUGAAUGCCUACAGUCCCAUUUAAGUAAAUCGCAGACUGAAAUUGACCGUCUGCUGCGCAUCAAGCCCGACCAAACCAAUUGUAAAGAGGAGUGCCACAAUGAUAACGGUCUAAUUGAUGAAUUGGCUGCGAUAAGAGCACAAAACCUCGAUCUGAAAAAAGAGGUCGAAGCCUUGAAAGCCCAGCUACAGCAGGCAAAUGAAACGGACGCGUUCACGGAACGUAUUAAGGCGCUAGAGCAGAAGUUGGGGGAGGAAAAGUUGUCUAAAAUGGCGCUCAUGGAGGACUUUAACAAAACCUUGGGGUACAUGAGGCUCAUGAAAGACAGGCUUAAAAUACUCUCUGAAGAGAAGUGUGCCCGCUUAGUGGCGCCUAGCUACGCGGUGAAAGACUCUUCCAGGCGAGGCAGCGUCGGAGACUACACAAACAAAUCCACCGUUAAGCCUAACACACUGAAAGGUUGUGUGAAGCGUUCAAACACAACUAACUGUGCCCCCAGUAAACAGGAUAGAGUCAAAUUUGCCGAAACAUCGGAUGUCUAUUAUCUACCUAAAAGGUCAAAUUCCGAAUUAGGGCCAUUUCUGGUCGAUAGUAAGAGACAAAUGCCCAUCCUCCCUUGUAAGAUAAGACCAGUGGAUCCAAAGGCCACACCCGAGAACAGUAGUGGAUUAAUGGGCUUCAUAAAGAGCAUAAAGCAAACUUUUACCAAUAAGUCGGAUCAUACUUCACCGAGGGCGAACGUGCUGAAAAUACCUAAUAGUCAGGAAUCACAGACGCAACAGAAACUGGCAAUGUACAAAAGGCACCUGCUUUCCAGAGGUCUUUCAUAA
Babesia ovata is the source of this 1767-nucleotide messenger RNA. Its product is annotated as FLX-like 4 isoform X1, putative. The record is from RefSeq and is a predicted model, not a curated record. The transcript has a single exon. NCBI's taxonomy places the organism in Eukaryota, Apicomplexa, Aconoidasida, Piroplasmida, Babesiidae. Bases 1 to 1767 code for a protein of 588 amino acids.